Messenger RNA from Camellia sinensis, 1076 nucleotides. Its product is annotated as MIZU-KUSSEI-like protein (Protein of unknown function, DUF617). The record is from RefSeq and is a predicted model, not a curated record. Lineage: Eukaryota; Viridiplantae; Streptophyta; Magnoliopsida; Ericales; Theaceae. Gene Ontology annotation, biological process: hydrotropism.
UCUCUCUCUCUCUCGCAUCAAGAAACCAUGACCAAGAUCGACACCCUCCGUCGAUUCCUCCUCCCCUGUUUCACCCCCCCCACCACCACAACCACCACCACCGCCAAGAAACGCCUAAGCUCCUCGCUUCGAGACGACAUUCAAGAAGACCCACCAAAAAAAACCCACAAAAACGAGCAAGACCAAGACUCCACAACCUCCGACGAAAGCUCCAUCACCACCCACUCGGUGGCUCCGCCGCGACCCUCCAAGACCAUGGUCAUCGGCACCAUCUUCGGACACCGCCGCGGCCACGUCUGGUUCUGCGUCCAACACGACCGCCUCUCGACCCGACCCGUUCUCCUCCUCGAACUCCCCAUCCCCACCCACCUCCUCGUCAAAGAAAUGCGCUGCGGACUUGUCCGGAUUGCCCUCGAAUGCCAAGACCGACCCGGAUCCGAACUCAGCUCCUGCCCGCUCCACUCUGUCCCGGUCUGGACCAUGCUCUGCAACGGUCGGAAACUCGGGUUCGCGGUUCGGAGAAUAGCCAAUGAAACGAACCGGCUCAUGCUCAAGACCAUGCAGUCCAUAACGGUCGGAGCGGGUGUAAUUCCUUCCGGGUUCGGGUCGGGUGAAGGUGAUGGUGAGCUCAUGUACAUGAGGGCUAACUAUGAAUGUGUGGUGGGUGGGGCACACUCCGAGUCUUUUCAUCUGAUCAACCCGGAUAAUUUUCCGGGUCAAGAACUCAGUGUGUUCUUGAUGAGGUCUACUAGGUGAUGGAAAUUUUGGAUUGAUCAGAGGGGCAUUUUGGGUAAGGAAAGCUUGUUUAUGUUGGAUCUAGAAAAUGAUGGGUUUUCUGUUUCAAAGAUUUUUCUUUGAAAUUCAAGUCUUGAAAACUUUUUUCAAGCCAUAAAUUACAAAUCUUUGUUGGAAUUUUGGGCUUGUUUGAAGGGCAAUCCUGGAAAACAAUUCACAUUUAACUUAUAUGGAAUUUGCUUCAAUGGUGGAUGAGAGAGAUGAAAUUGUAGAGGAAGAUGAGUGUUAAUUUCAUUCAAAAAAAAUUUUUUUUGACAUUAGAAAUUACAUUUUCAAGUAGU